Molecule: messenger RNA, 2306 nt
Organism: Fundulus heteroclitus (mummichog)
Lineage: Eukaryota; Metazoa; Chordata; Actinopteri; Cyprinodontiformes; Fundulidae
Product: gastrula zinc finger protein XlCGF26.1
Exons: 3
Coding region: 140-1603 (487 amino acids)
Biological process (GO): regulation of transcription by RNA polymerase II
Cellular component (GO): nucleus
Molecular function (GO): DNA-binding transcription factor activity, RNA polymerase II-specific; RNA polymerase II cis-regulatory region sequence-specific DNA binding
Source: RefSeq, a predicted model, not a curated record
AGCUUAACUGGUACAGUCUCGACAGAAAAACGUAUGAAACAGGCAGCAGGAGAACAGAAGAUGCAGGUUAUACAUCUGAGACCUUGACCUACUAGAGCAUGUUGAAAACCAAGAUAGUGUACAGCUGAAUGGUUCGAGGAUGUCUGAAAGGAUGAAGGUUGAAGCAGACGAGCUCAAAUGUCUCAGCUUGGUGUCCCCCAUACUUGCUGCAUCCACGUCAGAACUGGACCAGAAACAAGACAGCAAAGAUCUCAUCCAUCAGAUGUUGGUGGUUAAAGAGGUUCCCUGUGAUUGGAGCUCCAGUUUGAACCACCCAAAGCCCCAUCUCGUAAAGAAAGAAGAGGAGGAACUGUGGAUCAGUCAGGAGGAAGAGCAGCUUACUGUGAACAAUGAUGAUGAAGAGAAAUAUCAAAUCAAAACUGAAGACACCAGAGAGACAGAAGGUCCCACUGGCAGAUCAACUGAACAAACGGAAACAGAACCCGAUAAAAAGGACAGAGGAGGACCAGAAUCAAACAGAAACACAGAUACGCACUGUUCUCCCCAACAAAGUAAGAUGAUAUCUAUGCUGUGUUCAAAACUUACGGCUCAGAAUGGAGAAAAGCCAUUUGGUUGCAAUCUUUGUGCCAAAAGUUUCAAACGUAAGACCUCUGCUAAAUUGCACAUAAUGACUCACAUUGGAAUAAGAGAGCAUAGCUGUGACCUUUGUGGUAAGAGCUUUAAAGAGAAGAGUUCUCUUCAAACCCACAUGAAUGUCCACACUGGAGAGAGACCCUUUGCCUGUGAGGUUUGUUGUAAAAAGUUUCAUACAAAGAAACAUCUUAAAGCUCACAUGAAGCUCCAUUCAGAAGAAAAACCUUUCGCAUGUGAUGUUUGUGAUACAAGAUUUAAGGUAAAGGAAAGUCUUAAAAAACACAUGAGGAGCCACACCUCAGAGAAACCUUUUGUUUGUAGUAGCUGUAGUAAAGCAUUUUCUCAACAAGAUCAUCUAAAGAGACACAUGGGUGUUCACACAGGAGAGAAACCAUUUAUCUGCAGUGUUUGCAGUAAAGGAUUUUCACAACAAGUAAAUCUAAAAAGUCACAUGUGUGUUCACACAACAGAAAAACCGUUUGUUUGUACAGUUUGCUGUAAAGGAUUCUCACAGAAAGACAGUCUAAAAAGUCACAUGCAUGGUCAUACAGGACAGAAGCCGUUUAUUUGUAGUAUUUGCGGAAAAGGAUUUUCACGACAACGAAAUCUAAAGAGUCACCUGCGUGUUCACACUGGAGAGAGACCGUUUGUUUGUAGUGUUUGUAAUAAAGAAUUUUCAAUUCAAAAGAAUGUAGAAAGACACAUGCGCGUUCACACAGGAGAGAAGCCAUUUGUCUGUAAUGUUUGCGGUAAAGAAUUUUCAUUACAAGGAAAUCUAAAGAGACACAUGCAAGUUCACACGGGAGAAAAACCGUUUAUUUGUUGCGUUUGCUGUAAAGGAUUCCCACAAAAAGACACUCUAAAGAGUCACAUGCGCGUUCACACUGGAGAGAAACCGUUUAUUUGUAGUGUUUGUGGUAAAGGAUUUUCUUUAAGGAAGAACUUGGUGAGACACAUGUCUGUUCACUGAGGAGAGAAACCAUUUGUAACGUUUGUAGUACAGGGUUUUUGCUGCAAAUUCCUCUAAAAAGUCACAUGAAAGUUAAUGUAAAACAUAAAAACAGUUUUGAUGUGCCGAGAAAAGCGCCAGCAGGCAAUUUAGGUGAAGUGUCUCGCCCAAGGACACAACAACAGAGACGAGUGAAGCGGGGAUCAAACCCCCAACCCGACAAUUGCAAGAUGAACUCCCUAACUCCUGCUCCACUGCAGCUCCCACUUUUGGAGUCAUUCCAGACACAAGAUAAACUUCUACUAGAUACGUGCAACUUCUUGCAGCUUUGUCUUUAUGCAGAAACUUUUCUGUACAGAUACAGUAUUUGGCUCUGUGUGGAUGUAGCCAUAGUUUUUUUUUUUUUUAUGAUUACAGAACAAUGGGAUCCUUGGCUCUGCAACAAGGACAAGUCAUUAAGAAGCUCAAUAGAACACAGUUUCCAAUAGUUUAACUUUGAUAUGAACUAAAAUGAUCUGAAUCAAACAUUUCUACAAAGGUUGGUUACAAGAUACUGGUGUAUCUUUGAUACUUCCUGCCAGUAUUUAUUUACUUCAGCUGUAUUUUUCAUUCACACAUUUAUUAAGAAAAUAUAUGUUCAUGUAUUCUGGUAAAAAUCUUUUGCAUUAAAAACUCAUUGUCAAACAUGUUAAAUCUCUUAUUUAAUAAAAGUGCUUUAAAGCCA